This is a messenger RNA of Cladocopium goreaui, 3588 nucleotides long. The record is from the annotation of a GenBank genome assembly. NCBI's taxonomy places the organism in Eukaryota, Dinophyceae, Suessiales, Symbiodiniaceae.
AUGGGCAGCGGUGCGUCAGCUGACCGACGAUACCCUGUGGGGAAUGCAAACCGUGAGGAGUUGUUCAACAUAGUGCAGGACUGCACCAUGUUCGCAGCCGCUUUGGACCUCAUGGACCUUCCAAAAGAGGACAUAUCGGAAUGCCGCAGGCAGCUCUUGUUGGAAGCCUUGGAGAUUAACAACAGCCAGGAAGAGAAUGGCAUCGGCCAAGCACAUGGGUCUGCAAGAGGAACAUCUUCAUCUUCAAAGAAGGAGAAGUCAGAUGAGAACAUGGCACGAGAGUUUGAUGAACUCAGAGCACUACAUCUGACCCUAAGGGAACGAUCUGCUGUGUUGGACAACACCGCGGACAUCAGCUACCAUGGGAGCAUCAAAACAGGUGCUCGCAGAUGCUACGCGUCCUUUCCUGGCAAAUACACAACAGGAUGGGAUGCCUUAAUCCAACAGUUAGCCGGAGACAGUGUUGGAUGUGUGUUCCUUUGCACGCCCAAAGAUGGCUUGGGCAAGCAUGAGGAAGAUCCAGAAGGUUCUGGAGAGUGCUACUGUGCAAGAAUCUACGGGCAAAGAGAAAAAUGGAAGAGUAAUGACAAGAGGGCACCGCAUGGAUGUUACUGGUAUCACAUUUGGCUCCAAAAAGUCACAGAAGCAGUGGCUCAAGGCCAAAAGCUUCAAGUAGUUUUUUUCCCCAAUGAGAAGGGACUUGGAAAAGUGAGGACGAUGGAAGAGCUGGCACGGGCGGAUUUGUGGGAUGACAUUGGAUGCGGAGCGUCCCAGAAAGCAGAGAUAGCAACUUUGGACCUUAUGAAGGAAAGAGAACCUGGUUCAGGCUGGGAGUAUGAUGAGGUCGACGUGGCACACUUUCUGCAGGAGCAAUUUCACAUCGGAACUCUGGUGGAUGCCUGGUAUGAAGAUGCGCGUGCAUGGCGCAGAGGGACUUUGUUGGAUAAACCAAAAUGGAUUACAAAAGACCCAGCUGAAACAAAAUGGCGGGUGAAGGCAAAGGAUGGAGAGUCUUUCGAGUCCCAACACGUGCGACAUGUCUCCGACUCUGUGCAGAAACUGUUGCAAUCUAUUGGCCGAUCUGUUCAGGCUGUGUCUAUUGAGGAGGAAGAUGGCUUGGAUGACUUGGUCUUGGGCAAGACUUCUGAAGCUAAAGAGAAGCUCUUUGAAGCGCUUGGCCAUGAUGCCUUGAGGAAAAUGAUGAAGGACGCUUUGCCUCCAGGCAUCGACGUUGGGGCAACUUCGGAGCAGCUCAGGUCACGCAGCGGAAUGCCAUCUGUGGCCAUUAGGAUUAAGAUGAAAACGGUUGAAGCUCUGCAGCAUCUCCGAGAUCAAGUCCUGAGUGGUGAUUUGGAAGUGAAGAUCAACAAAAAACUGGAAGAAAAACUGUGCAGUGAGCGUGUUCAGAUUGACAAGACACUGUUUUGCAAACUGAUGGAGCGAAGUUUGCUCAGUUUUUCGAAGCUGACGCCGCACCAGUCGGAAAAGUGCGAGCAACUCCGGCAAUUCUCCUUUGUGAACUUGUUGGCGCCUGCAGGCGCUGGGAAGACCUUUGUUGCCGUUCAGUACAUACUGGACAUUGUUCGCAAUGAAAGCACGGGUCGCGUUUUGUAUGUGGCUCCUUCCAAAUCGCUGGGGUAUUUUUUCUUGCAAUGGCUGGCCACAGUAUACACCUUAGAAGAUCCGCCCGAGGAUCGAUAUCGGAAGAUUGAAGAGCUUUUUGGCCGGGUAGUGCUGCUCCAUGAUCCCUACAACUACGGCCGAGUCCCACAGAUUCUUGGCAGCUCAAUUGGUUUCAGUGAUGACGGGCUGGCCAAGGAUCAGCAGUUUUUGAUUGCGGUCUAUGAUGAGGCGCAUCAAAUCUUCCGUCCAGGUCUCAGUCGCGAAUUCUCUCGUCCUCCAGCCCAGCGAACAUUGCUGUUGUCAGAUGAUUCCCAAUCCUUUUUGGACCACACUUUUACAGAGCAACAAGAUAUGGAAAAGUUGGAGAGAGUCACACUUGAUGAAGUGAUUCGAUGCUCCCAGCGUGUUGUGUCUGGUGCAGCGCCCUUCCUAUGCAGCGCGCAGUCCAGGAAGAACAUCAGAUGCUGUGGGCCGUCCGGGCCGCCUUUGAAGUCCUUCCUGUUUGAAGCAAGCGAUGCUGAUCGCUUCAAAGGAUACGCACGGCACACAGCGAACGCCAUUUUGUAUAUCACUCGCACCUAUCCCGGUCUCAGCCUCCACCGUCGUUUGGCACUUCUGGUCCCCAACGAGGAGUUCCUGGUGGAGUUCAAGAAACAUCUCAAGGAAGAAUUGAACAACAACUUGGGUCAUCGGAAGUUGUUGCUGAAGAAGAGUGAGGAUGCGAUGUGUUUUUUACAUGCAUACCUCUUGCCACAGGUUCAAGCAGAGGCAGAGGCCGAAGUCCUCAUUCUCGAUACCAUUCGCAAUGUGGCUGGUCUUGAGUACCUUUUUGCUGUAUCCAUCGGACUUGAUGCGAAGAUCGAGACCACGGACGCAGACCGUGUGAUCCGGGCUCAACUCUACCAAAGCAUUACCAGGGCACAGCUCCUGGCCAUGGUGGUGAAUGAGCUUGUGCCAGGAGGCUGGCUGGAGUUCCUUCACCUCCUUAGACUCAAAGAGGAGGAAUUCAACGAAUCGAAAGCUCUUGCUGAAACACACGCAGAGGCCGCUGAGAAGAUCAUGAUGAAGGUGACUGGCUCUCGUCGGCGUGAUGCCGCAUCAUCAUCGAUGGAGUCUGAUUUGAAUCUGAUUCGGCCAGGUGACAGCAGUGAGGGCUCUAGCAAGGUGAAAACAGCAGAUUCCACAGGAAAUCCAAGGUGGAAGCCAACUAUAAGUUCUGCCAAAACCGUUGAAGAUCCCGCACCGGAAGACUUACAGGUCCGUGACUCAUUGAUUUGGGAUACUGCCGACAACGCGAUCAUAGCCAAGAUCCGCGAGCUCCGGUUCAACCCAUUCCCAUCAGUGGUACCAUCUACGGCCGCAUCAAAAGCUGCUGAAUCUCCAGAAAUAGCCACCGUGGAUCCAUCUGCUGCAUCAAGUUCAGCCGGCUUGGCUGCACCAACAUCACACCCUCAAGGGCAUUUGCUUCUCAGUGGCCGCUUCAAAAGUGACCACAUUUUUACUGCCGACCAGAUCAUGGGCUACAUGAGGCUGGUGGGGGACCGGUUGGCGGUUCGUGGCGUGCCGACCUUCAUGGUUGAGGCAACGCCCGGCCAAAGUUUCGCCGAGCUAACGCGCAUGGCUCUGGGCCGUGCCAAAGGCAUGGUGGCUUUUUGUACAGCAGAAUACGGAGCGUACACUAGAACUGGAUAUGAUACGUUUCGUGAGCUGGAAUAUGCUCAUGACAAAGAGUUGCUUCUCAUUCCAAUUAGACUUUGUGAAGCGUGGCCGCCGGCGCCAACUGAUAAUGAAAGGGGGGCCUGGCAGAACAAACUAGUGUUCACAAAGGGUCUCGUGUACAUAGACGAUCAGCAGAUGAAGAACGCUGAAGGCGUCGCUGAUCAGAUUGCUGAUUCUGUCGCGGAAUUAGGACUCUUCUGAGAUUAGACCAAAAAGUAAAGAUUGACAAGCAGCGCUUGAAAAGCA